AUGUCAGCGUUCCUCCUCUCACGAACCGCCCUCCGCCGCCAGGCCAUGGGCGCGGGCAUCGGGCUGUCCAUCGGCUCGAUGCUGGUGCUCCGGCAGCCGCGGAUCCGCAUGGACGCCAGGGCGGUGCCGCGGCCGUCCACUCGGGAGGAGCCUGUGGUCGCGACCAAGGAGAGGCUGAACCCGGAGAUCAUCAAGCAGCUGUCUGGUGGAAGCAUCACAGGGUUCCUCACCGGGAUGGUCAUCAGCAUCUUCUCCAAGACGCUGGUCUUGCUGCUGGGUGUUUCGGUUGUGGUGAUCCAGAUCGCUGCCAGGUACGGUAUAGACGUAACGAAGCAGCUUAAGAUCGAGGAGCGCAUUGGGAACUCGCGGGUCUUGGCGGCUCUGGAGCGGGACCCGGCCUUCAAGCUGUCAUUCGGCUUCUUCUUUGCCAUGUCGGCAUUCAUGAGGUUCCAGGACCUUUAA
Messenger RNA from Neoarthrinium moseri, 462 nucleotides. RefSeq lists its product as uncharacterized. The coding region runs from base 1 to 462 and encodes 153 amino acids. The record is from RefSeq and is a predicted model, not a curated record. The transcript has 3 exons. NCBI's taxonomy places the organism in Eukaryota, Fungi, Ascomycota, Sordariomycetes, Amphisphaeriales, Apiosporaceae.